AUGGACGCGAACAAGGACGGACACAAGGAUGCAAACAUGGACACGAAAGAUUAUAGUGAUCUCGAGGUGGUGAUGAUGCGCCAGUCAAUGAUGAUAGUGGACGAAAAGGUCGUCAUUGACAAAUUCGAGGAGGCCACGUCGGGUUCUUCCCCGAUUACACCCGCGCCGGCCUACGUUGCACCCGUUCUCAUGGCCACCGCACCGCCGACUCUCUCGCCUAUGAGAGCGAACACCGACGACGGAGCCAGCUUCUACAACCAAAAAGCCAUCGUUACUCAGCGGGAAGAGAAGACCAUCUUGGGCGUGAAGAGGAAGGUUUUCAUCCUCGGUGCUGUUGGAAGUGCCAUGUUGUUGAUCCUGAUCCUCGGCCUGGCCAUAGGACUCACCACGGGCAAGGGUAGCCGCUCUACCAACACCGGAUCGCAGGCGGCUGAUAAGCCAGGCACCAUGUUUCUCAAUAACUCCAGUCUGGCUGCGACGAACUGGACGGACUCGAACAAUGUUGGUCGCGCCGCUGUCUUCUACCAGGAUCAGUACAACGCCCUGAAUGUCAUGCUCUUCGACUCGCUAAGCGGAGGAUGGACCCGGCGAAACGUCACGGCCAGUCUCAUGAACAGCUCCUCCAUCCCGGCCCUGGACGUCCUGCCGGGUACUCCUUUGGCUUGCGUCACCAACAAGUACCAAGUUAGCCUGUACUACCUUCAGCGAGACAACACUGUUUCUGAGGUUUAUUCUUCGAACCCGGUGAGCGGCGACUGGCUGCCAGGCGCUCUGAACCCUAGCCUUACCCCGCAAGCCUCUAACGGUUCCCGGCUUGCCGCGUACUGGCAGGUUUGUCCAAGCUGUACCGACACACUACUGCUCGCAUACGAGGAUAAUGGAGUCAUUCAGCUUGCCAAUUCUACCAAAGGCCAGUGGCAGUCGAUGCCUGCAAUCACCAAAAACGUCGUCCCCGGUAGCGGUCUUUCCAUGAAUCCCUUUACCGACUUCAACGGCACCGGCGCAACAGGAACAGACGCCAAUGCGAUCCGUGUCUAUCAGUCCGACGAUGACAAACUGAUCGAGAUGAUUUCCGGACCAUUGACUGAUCAGCGUUGGGAGGUUGGCAACUUUGGAAAUGCACUCACCUCCAACCUCCCUACCAAGCCGGCGCCUCAAAUUGCUUCAUUGAGCUUCGGUCCCGCUGGAUGGACCGAGAGCCUGGCAACGUAUCUCACCAGUGACGGCAAGCUGGUCUCGGCGCACUGGAACACCUCGGGAUGGACGGUCCGACCACCUAGUCUCGAUCAGAUGUUCGGCAACGCAACUGCGAUCGCUUCAACACAAUCCCAGCGAAUUUACACCCUUGUAGACGGCGCAAUCCACCAGUACAGGGUGGAUGCUGCGACAGACCCCUUCAAAUGGUUCCAUGUCAAUGCACUCCCGGCUUAG
Molecule: messenger RNA, 1431 nt
Organism: Colletotrichum spaethianum
Lineage: Eukaryota; Fungi; Ascomycota; Sordariomycetes; Glomerellales; Glomerellaceae
Exons: 2
Coding region: 1-1431 (476 amino acids)
Source: RefSeq, a predicted model, not a curated record